GCUGCCGGGAGGCGCGUCCCAUGGUGCUCCGCGGCGGCGGCCGGGCCGGCGGGCGGCGCGAUGCGGCUGUCGGUGGCGGCAGCGAUCUCGCACGGGCGCGUGCACCGGCGGCUGGGGCUGGGCCCGCGCUCGCGCCUCGACCUGCUGCGCAACCUGGUGACGGCGCUGGUGCGACAUGAGCGCAUCGAGGCGCCCUGGGCCCGCGCCGACGAGAUGCGGGGCUACGCCGAGCGGCUCAUCGAGUACGCCAAGCUGGGGGACACCAAUGAGCGUGCAAUGCGCAUGGCGAAUUUCUGGCUGACGGAGAAGGACCUCAUCCACAAGCUGUUCAAGGUGCUGGCACCCCGGUUCCAGCCCCACCCGGGCAGCUACACCCGCCUGCUGCAGAUCCCCAACCGGGAUAGCUUUGACCGCGCCAAGAUGGCGGUCAUUGAGCUGAAGGGGAACCCUUUCCCGCCACUCAUCCGCCCGCAGCGUGACACUGAGAAGACGCUGCUCAACCAGCUCCUGAAGGGCUACCGGGAAGACAUGCAGCAAGCGGCAGCCCCGCGGGCCACAGACGGCACCCCUGUCUAGGCAGCCCCCUCUGCCCUGAGGGAGGCCCCGUGUGUGCACAGGGACAGGGCUUGGUCUGAGCUCCCCAUGAACACCCCAGCUUGUUUGUGUCCUGCAGCACAGAAAUGUAAGGUGUCCCAGGAGGUCUGAAGUUUAAUUACUAACCUUGAGUUGCCAUGACACAGGCACAAGCUCAAGGCUUACUUGCUUUUUCCUGUGGUUUGAAUAGAGACUCAGCAAGAGAAGGAAAUCAAGCUGGGAGCCCUAAUGGUUGAUAUUCUCUGUGUAAAUAAACUGUUCAGAAAGUGA
Molecule: messenger RNA, 864 nt
Organism: Columba livia (rock pigeon)
Lineage: Eukaryota; Metazoa; Chordata; Aves; Columbiformes; Columbidae
Gene: MRPL17
Product: mitochondrial ribosomal protein L17
Exons: 3
Coding region: 61-576 (171 amino acids)
Biological process (GO): translation
Cellular component (GO): mitochondrial large ribosomal subunit; ribosome
Molecular function (GO): structural constituent of ribosome
Source: RefSeq, a predicted model, not a curated record